Molecule: messenger RNA, 2074 nt
Organism: Gossypium arboreum
Lineage: Eukaryota; Viridiplantae; Streptophyta; Magnoliopsida; Malvales; Malvaceae
Product: TSL-kinase interacting protein 1
Exons: 8
Coding region: 328-1764 (478 amino acids)
Biological process (GO): pattern specification process
Cellular component (GO): nucleus
Molecular function (GO): chromatin binding
Source: RefSeq, a predicted model, not a curated record
AAACUCUUUUUUAUUUUUUAUUUAUAGAAUUGAGAAUUUUAGUUAGAUUUAUUUGUAAAUUGUUCAACUUUAAUUCCUGAUAUUUUCUUUUAAUUUCAACAUAUGUUGCUAAAGAUCAAUCCUUAUGAUACUGACUAAAAAUUUUCAGAUGAUUUGUGAUUUCAAUUUGAUGCUUUAGUCAGGACCUUAUUUAUUUUCCAGUUAAUGUAUAAAGUCCGUUAUGCUUUAAUAUAUAUUUUCUUGUAUCCCUAAUUUGAGAAUUAGGGUUUGAACCGCCGGCUAUUUAAUCGAAUCCUCUUUGGCAUUGCUUGAGAAAACUUUUAUCACAUGGGAACUAAUAGAAAGAGAAGGAUAAAAGCGUUAGAACCACAUUCAGAAAUCAAUGUGCACGAAGGUUGUAAGGGAGUCGAUAGAUCUAGAAAGACAAGAGUUGAGCAGCAGCUUCAGGGAGCAACAGGAAAAACAGAAAAGGAUGAGCAUUCAUUACCUAGUGGUUCAGGUGAAGCACCAUCUUCAAGGUCUAAAACUACAAAAACCAGAAUUGUGGAAGGAAUUACAAUACCUGCACUUUACUUGAAUACAGAAGAAAGACUUCAUCCUUCCACUAAGAUUAAGUUGCAGCUCUUUCCGAUAGAUGAAAGCACUCGUCUAGGUUUAGAAAAGGAUGGCUUUCAUCCUUAUUUGGAACUGACUUUAAGUGCUAGAAAGAAGAUAUCCUCUGUACUUAAGCACCUUGGUAGCAAGUGGGGCAGUUCAAGCAUCGCUGUUGGGGAGCCCAUGCUUUUCCCAUAUGUAGCAGAAUGUCUGACCGGUUACAGAUGGACGAGAAAUGACAUUUGCAUCAGUGCCAGCGAUGUUUAUGCAGCAAUUGGAAGCCCAGCUGUGUUUCGUUUAAGGUAUGGAUGGAUGUCUGACUCUAAUCUUGAAACAAAAACCUUGGGACAGCCUUCUGUAUCAGCUCCCUUCAAAGCCUCCUCCAAACUUGAAGAUGUACAGAAAAGUUGCCAUACUUACAUGCAGAAUGCAUAUGUAAAUGGUGAAAAAGCUGAGGUAACUGGUGAAGAGUCUGGAAAACCAAUCAUUACGAGUGGAGAAACAAAUGUAGCUGUUUCAGAGAAGGCGUCUAAUGGAGGAGUUGGUUCUAUGGAAAAUGAAGUGACAAUGGAUGGUAGCAUUGAACAAUCAUUGGCAAUGUGGGCGGACAGUCUAACUAACAUUAGCAUAGGAGGUCUGCUGUCAGAAGCAUCAUUGCAGGGCAGGUUUGGGAAUUGUGAUAAAAAAUCAAAUGGGAUCUCUUCAGGCUUGCAAUCAUCUCAAUUAAUCUCUGAUUCCUUUGAUGCUUUCAUUGCUGGUCAAAUGAAUCCCUCCAGAAGUCUAAGGCCGCCACUUCAGGACUCACAUUCCUCAAUUUUAGAUGCUGAUGAUACAUGCCAUGCAUUUCCAUUUCAAAAAUUUUCUUCUUUAGGCAAAAGUCCUAUAGCUACCGGUGGAAGUGCUUAUUUUCAUGCAGGCAAUCAGGACACCAGUUCUAAGUCAUUCAAAAACCCCAAUCUGACAGAGGCCAAUAUUAGAUCACAAGGCCAGGCUUGUCAACAAUCAGACACAGACUUGAUACUUUGUUCGCGAGUAUAUAAUGAUGAAAGCAGUCUCGGGUUCUCUGGCAUUAAAUGGACAGAAUCUUUGGGACCCUUUGAUCUGGGCCUGUCUUCUUCCCGCAAAGUCAUAAAUGGAGACAAUACUAGCAUCAAUGGCAUUGUCAGGUAGUAGGUUCUCGAAGUUAUGAAUAUACACUACAUUGAGGGAAAAUAAAAGUAAAAACCUUGAUUGUAAUGCAUAAACAUUCUGAUAUGGACACUUUAAUUGUAAUAGGAGUUUUUAGUUUUAUUUAUUUAUUUAUUAUAUCAGGUUUUACUAAGAGUUUUAGUUUUACUAUAUUAGGUUUUUGUUUCCUUCAUAAACUCUAAGUUAGGAAUUCUAUUUUAUGUCAAUUAGGACUCUUUCAUUUGUUAUUAACAGUCUGUAAAAGGUUGCCAAUAUGAAAUAAAGAGGUAAGCAAUUAUUUUAUCAAAAGAAA